Molecule: messenger RNA, 1828 nt
Organism: Cannabis sativa
Lineage: Eukaryota; Viridiplantae; Streptophyta; Magnoliopsida; Rosales; Cannabaceae
Product: protein PAL OF QUIRKY
Exons: 2
Coding region: 267-1571 (434 amino acids)
Molecular function (GO): protein binding
Source: RefSeq, a predicted model, not a curated record
AAGUUGGCCCAUGAAAAAAAAAAAGAAAACUUAUAAUAGAAUAGGAAGAAAAUAUGAAUAUUCCAAAAUAAAUAGGAUGCUUUUAUUGGCUUGUAAGUUGGGUGUGAGAGAGUGAGUGGCCCUCAAUCUCAAUUCUCACCCCUUCUUCACACUCGAAUCCAACUCACCAAACAUUCAUUCCUUUUAUGCCAUAAUAAUUGUUCUUUCUCCUUUUUCUUUUUAUUAUUCAAAACCAAAACCCUUUCAAUCCAAUCCUCCCACCAAAAAUGACCUCCUCUCACCACCACUCCGAGCUAGACUCCUACGCCACCGACUCCGUCGCCUCCUCCCCACGCUCCGAUCAUCAGCCUCACGACCUUCACACACGUGUCCGCUUCAUGUGCAGUUUCGGCGGCAAGAUCGUCCCCCGACCACAUGACAAUCAGCUCCGAUACGUCGGCGGUGAUACUCGCAUUGUAGCCGUUCACAGAGCCACCAACUUCUCCGGUUUACUCACCAAGCUCUCUAAACUCUCUGGCACUAGCGACGUGAUCGUCAAGUAUCAACUACCGAAUGAGGAUUUGGAUGCUCUGAUCUCAGUGACCACAGACGAGGACGUGGAAAACAUGGUGGACGAGUACGAUCGAUUAGUUCAAAACCAAAACCCGAAAUCGACGCGCCUCCGGAUUUUCCUAUUUUCCAAAGACGAGGAAUAUUCCGAAACCAGUAGUAUUACUUCGAUCCUCCACGGCUCCACUAAUCGGGACACUUGGUUCAUCGACGCGCUCAAUAGCGGUGGCGCGUCGACCGGUCUUCAGAGAGGCCGCUCCGAAGUUUCUUCAAUAGUAUCCGAAGUACCGGAUUAUCUAUUUGGGCUUGAUAAUCCCGAUGAUCCUCAGAAUCGCGGCGGUGAUCCCAAGCAUAAAUUCCGACCCGUUUUGCACGAUUGCGUCUCAGGUUCGGAUCCUGGAUCUCCCGCUCCAAGAGUUUCUUCGCCGUUUUGCUCCACUUCAUCUGUUCCUUCCGUCCAUCUAAUCCCCAACCUCCCACCGGUUAGAACCAAAUCAGAAAGCCAAUUCCCGAUGACCGAAAAGAGCGAAACACCCAUAUCACAACCGGCUGGGUACACAGAAAACUCCAUGAUGCAUUACGUCACAGCUGCGGACACUCUUUAUCCGGCUCAACCCGUACGCCAAGUGCCCCUUUACUAUGUCCCAACUUCGAUACCGCCGCCAGAAAAUUUCCCAAUCCAACAUGUUUCUGUUCCAAUACGGGCGCCGUAUGUUCCGGUGCAGCAGUAUCCGGUGGUAACGGGUCAGAUUCCGGUCGGGUACCAUUAUCCGGUUCAAGGUGUGGAUGCUCAGGUGUAUGGUGGUGGAGGUCUGAGGCCUGCCACGUCACUGGAUCCACGUGAUCUUUCGGGGGCCAGAUUGGUCCCUGAUGGAGUGAGCCAGCAGCAGCAGAUGCUAUAUGGUGUCAGAAAUCAAGUUCCAGUGUAUCCGGGUAUGGCAGUACCCGCCCAAGGGGAAGAUUUGCGAGGACCCGGGUUUGGACUCGAUUUAAAGAUAAGUAAGGUCAACCAUUCAUCUUGAUUCUUGACCAAUUAAAAAAGCAAAAGAAUAAUCAUAAUAAUAAACGUCAAUGGGGAUCAUUGAUUAGUGAUUGAUUGUUUGGUAUAUAAUUUUCUAUUAGCUAUAUGUGUAUAAACAUUUUUUGUUUUGAGGGAUCGAUGAUUGUAUGUUCAACUGUAAUUAGCUUCUUGAUUUGUUUUUCUUUCUAGUGUGAUGAACGUGAAUGGUUAUCUGAUUUUGUUUUUGUUAUAAUAAAGAAAAAAAAGUUAAAAAAAAAA